AUGGUGGUCGUGUUGCUGCUCACCUCUUUGCUACUGAACAGCUAUGUGGGGUUUUUGAGAGGAGUGGACGCUCAGAGCUCGUUCACCAUCCGCUCCGUGUCUCUGACCUUGGAGCCUCGUGAGGACGUGGCCCGCGACACCAACGUCACGGUGCGGUGUCACGCCAAGGUCAGCAGCUCCGGGAUCCAGCCUCUGAGUCGAGAAUACACCAUUUACAAAGACGGCAUCACGGUCUACUCCAAAACCACCAGCAGCACAGAGGACCUGCUCUACGCCCUGUCCCACGCCCGGGUCUCGCACACGGGGAAGUACAAGUGCAAGAUCAGCAUCGAGGACAAGAGCGCCAUCAGUGAGGCCCGCAGGCUCACCGUCACUGGCCUGUCCACUCCGGUCCUGCGUGUGGAGCAGACCAUGCUGAAUGAAGGGGAGGAGCUCACGGCCAGCUGCUCUGCUCCUGGAGAAACCGGCUCCAUUAUUUUCUACUUUUAUGAGGAUCUGAAGGAGAAACGUGACGAGCGGGUGAACUCCGAGCAGGUGGACGUGACCUUCCCCCUGAGCGGCCCGGGACACCACACCAUCGACUGCUCCUACACGGUCCUCAUCCCUCCUGACUCCAUCGCCUCGGAGAAGAGCAGCUCUGUGCACGUGUCAGUCAGAGAGUUGUCCAUCUCGCCCGUCCUGCACAUCUUCCCUCAGUACAAAGUGUUUGAAGGGGACCAGCUGACCAUAGCGUGCAGCGUGAAAGGCGUGUACACGUUUUUUGACUCAGUGCACGUGUAUCUGAGUCAGGGCACGCAGCUGCUGAAGAGCGGACACACAGAAGUCAACCACACCAUGAAGGUCACCGCCAAAGACUCGGCCGAGUUCGAGUGUCGCUUGGAGACGGGGAAUGUGGUGAAGGCCAUGACUAAAGUCGUCCCUGUCACCGAACUGUUUUCAGUGCCGACUCUGGCCAUGUCUCCAGCUGAGGUUUUCCAAAAGGAGCUCUUUAAACUGAUUUGUAAAAGUGAGGAGUUUGCGUCGGAGCGUUUGUCCAGAGAGGACCUGACGUACUCCAUAGAGCCGUCUCAGAUCCACCUGCAGGAGCGUAGCAGCGGAGAGUUCUCUGGGAAAUCUCUGAGUGUGGACUUCAACUACAGCUGCAUCGCCAAGGCCAAAGGCAUCGAGAAGCACAGCAGGAUACUCACCGUUCGCCCAAAAGUCUCAGUCUCCAUUCCAAAGAUCUCAGUGGUGGAUCGGGCAAUUGUCGACAAGCCCUUUAAGAUUCGCUGUAAGUCGGACAACGGCAGCCUGCCCAUCAACUACACCCUGCUGGAGGACUACGCCCCUGUUUCCACGGUGACUGUGAGGCUCCCAUCUGAGGACGCUGUGUUCAACGUGACGGUGCACAACCCCAAAGACGUCCAAAAGUUCAUCUGCGAGGCCUCGAACAGCCGCAGAGAAGGCCUGCUCAGCCUCAAACUGAACGCCACCGUCAUAGAGCCGGUGUCUCAGCCGCUGCUGACGCUGAUCCCUCCUCUGCCUGAGAUCUCAGAGGGCUCGAGCCUCCUCUUCAUCUGCAGCAUCAGAGGCACGCCUCCCAUCACCUUCAAAGUCUAUCGCCUUGGCUACGACCUGCCCCUGUUCACCAAAACUUCUGCCGAAAACAACACUAGCUUUGAGAUCGACGAGGUUGUCAAGGAUCACAGCGGGAUGUACUACUUUGAGGCCUUCAACCACGCAAACAACAUAGUCUCCAGUGAGCCAGUCAACAUACAGGUGCGGUUGGCGUUGUGGAAGAAGAUUGUGAUCGGCAGCUUCUGUCUGCUCGCGGCCUCCGUCCUGGUGCUAGUGUGUGUCCUCUGCUUCAAGUCUCACAGAGGUAAAAAGCAAGGAGCCUCUGAACUGUCAGUAAAGCCUGCACAACCUAAAUCAGAUGAGGCUCUAACAUUGAAUAUAACCCACGAGACUCCAGUUUAUGACACGCCCCCAGACGCAGUGCGAGGCUAUGAAGGCCUAGAGGGGAGAGUGACCAAUGGGACGAGAGCUACCACCAGAGCAGUGGACAGAACCACAGUCAGUGUCUGGACAGAAAGACCACCACAAGGUAGUGAAGAGAACAGCGUAAUGUCCAACGAGCCGGAUGUUGAGUACACUGAAGUGGUGCAUCCUCGCUCAGCAGAUCCAGCCAGAGCAAAGAAAACUUUUUCACAGAGGGACAAAUAA
This is a messenger RNA of Knipowitschia caucasica, 2205 nucleotides long. Lineage: Eukaryota; Metazoa; Chordata; Actinopteri; Gobiiformes; Gobiidae. The record is from the annotation of a GenBank genome assembly.